Molecule: messenger RNA, 1023 nt
Organism: Equus caballus (horse)
Lineage: Eukaryota; Metazoa; Chordata; Mammalia; Perissodactyla; Equidae
Source: RefSeq, a predicted model, not a curated record
UGACAACGCUACUCUCACCUACCCAAAGCCAGAGAACUUCAACAAAUCAGCUUGCAGACGAUGCAGGAAAACCAGCAGCACAGGUGGAGGUGGUCUGUAAGGUCCUGGGCCACACCCCUGCCUUCCCUUUUGCAACCAAGUGUCUAGAAGGAUGAACCACCAGCAGCUCAGACCAGAGCAGACCUUCGAGGAAGAUGCAGCCACUCCUGCUCUUGUUGGCCUUUCUUCUGCCCCCUGAGCCUGGGACAGGAAUCGUCAUCGGCGGACAAGAGGCCAGGCCUCACUCCCGCCCCUACAUGGCAUUGAUUCAUGCUCUGCAUGAGGGGAAGGUCCAGAGGUGUGGUGGUGUCCUUGUGGAAAGGGAUGUUGUUCUGACGGCUGCUCACUGCUGGGGAAGCUCAAUCAAGGUGACCCUGGGGGCCCACAACAUCCUGAAUCAAGAGAGGACCCAGCAGGUCAUCUCUGUGAAAGAAGCCAUCUGCCAUCCAGACUAUAAUCCUAAGAAGUCCUCCAAUGACAUCAUGUUACUAAAGCUGGAGAGAGAGGCCAGGCAGACUGCAGCUGUGCAGCCACUCAGCCUGCCCUGGGGCCAGGCCCCAGUGAGGCCCGGAGAGGUGUGCAGUGUGGCCGGCUGGGGGAAAGUCUCAAUAGACACUUUAGCAACCACUCUGCAGGAGGUGGAGCUGACCGUGCAGCAGGACCAGGAGUGCAAAUUCUACUUUAGCAAUAAUUACAACAGUACCACUCAGCUGUGCGUUGGGGACCCGAAGGAAAAGAAGUCUUCCUUUCAGGGGGACUCUGGGGGCCCUUUCAUGUGUAAGAAUGUGCUCCAGGGCAUCGUCUGCUGUGGACAAAAGAAUGGGAAACCUCCACGGGUCUUCACCAAAGUCUCGAGCUUCUUGCCCUGGAUAAACGAAACCAUGAAAUCCUAUGAAAAGCCUCUAACUGUAGGAACAAGCCCACCUUCUCUGGAGCUGAUCCAGAAUGUCACCAGCAACUAAAUAAAUGUCUCUGAGCUGAGCA